GCCGAUUUGGCCCCCCGGUGGCCCCCGGUGGCCCAGUUAAACACCACAUACAUAAUGGCAAUUCAGCCGGUGGCCAGCCAAAACUUUUCCCCCUCCUCUCCAUCUUUUCCUUCCAUUCAUCUUUCCAACAGACAGUUAUCCUCUUUGUCACUGACGGAUUUGUUUCGCCUGACUGUCACCUAUUCUCACUUCGGAAGUGAGAAAGGUUUGGGCGGUUAAGAUGAAUCAUGGUCAGGUACUCAGUGAAAAAUAUGACAAAGAGGAUAUCUUGCCGACUUCCGAGCCUCACACGAGCAACAAUGACCAAGGAGCUAUGAGCGAUGAGACUGAAAAGGGGAACCUAGAUUUGAUGAUUGAGUCUUCGGAUCUGCAACCAGCAAACAAUGCACCCCCUCCGCCCCCAAACGGAGGCUAUGGAUGGGUUGUCACUGCCGCCAUCUGCAUCAUCAACGCCCAUACGUGGGGCAUGAACUCAAGUUACGGAGUCUUCUUGGCGUACUACAUCAAAAACAACACUUUCCCCGGGGCAACGACUCUACAGUAUGCCUUUGUUGGCUCCCUCAGCAUUAGCUGCGCCAUGGCCAUCUCACCAUUCGCAACCAUAGCCGUCAAGAAAUACGGCACUAGACAGGUGAUGCUCCUUGGCGUUGUUCUUGAAGCAGGCAGUUGGAUUGCAGCAAGCUUUGCCUACAAGAUAUGGCAUCUCUUCCUCACCCAGGGCGUUCUCUUUGGCAUCGGCAUGGGAUGCCUCUUCACAGCCACGGUGGGCAUUAUCCCCCAGUGGUUUACGACUCAUCGCUCCUUGGCCAACGGUAUAUCCGCUGCCGGCUCAGGCAUGGGAGGUCUUAUCUACUCAUUUGCUGCUGGUGCCAUGAUUCAGAACCUUGGGCUUGCGUGGGCCUUCAGAAUCCUUGGAAUCCUUGCAUUCGUCGUGAACUUCACCUGCAGUCUUUUAGUUAAAGAUCGCAACAAGAUUGUAGGAUCGACGCAUCUGGCUUUCAAGAGUACUCUUUUGACGAGAGCCGAGUUCCUGCUGUUUAUCUUGUUCGGUUGGUUCAGUAUCCUGGGCUAUGCUGUGGAUAUUUUCAGCCUUGCCAACUACGCCAACGAGAUUGGCCUUCAAUCGUCUCAGGCUGCUCUCAUCAACGCAUUUUUCAACUUGGGCCAGAGUAUUGGCCGCCCAAUAAUGGGGUAUUUCAGUGACCGAACUGGACGGAUGAACAUGGCCGCCAUCUGCAGCUUCUUGGCUGGUGUCUUUUCGCUGGCCAUCUGGAUCAACGCCAGAACAUACGGCGUGCUGAUCCUCUACUCUAUCGUAUGCGGUAUGGUUGCCGGCACAUUCUGGACAGUUGUCGGACCUGUCGCAGCCGAAAUUGUUGGGUUACAAGAUGUGCCAUCUGCCCUUAAUAUUAUGUGGUUGAUGAUUCUGCUUCCCUGCACUUUCAGCGAGCCAAUUGCUUUGCAGAUUGUGACUGGAACUGGAAGUUAUUUGGGCACUCAAUUAUGGACAGGCCUGAUGUUUAUUGCUGCUACAAUCUGCAUGGUUAUACUUCGCGGAUGGAAGAUUGGUGAAAUCGACGAGCUUGCCAGAGCACACAACGAGAGACCGGAGGAUGUCGAUCGAUAUAAGACGAGCGAUAGCGAGGAACUGAUCGAGCAAGGAAGAAAGGCUGGUCGACGACGAAUGCUUGUUGAUUUUUACAGGAAGAGGGUUGUCUGAGCAUCAAUGGAGGGUUUCCAACUAUGAUUCGUGGUGAUGGAAAUCAAGGCGAUGACUAUCAAAACGGGAGGCGAAUUACGAAAUGGCAAUUUAACGAACCGUCAUGUCAGUUGCAGCUGCGAUUGUCUUCAUGUCAUUGGACACUCGGCUUUGGAUAUCAACAGCUUGGCAUAUAUGGGGUUUAUGGCGCAAUAUAAUUUCAUAUGGGAGCAAUUUUCUUGAUAUAAUAGCUAUUUCCCAGCAUUUUACGAGUUCAUGUAUAUAGAAAGAGUAUAGAUUAAUAUUUGGAAGCACAUAAACACUACACUUUCCC
Messenger RNA from Trichoderma harzianum CBS 226.95, 2033 nucleotides. RefSeq lists its product as hypothetical. Gene Ontology annotation, molecular function: transmembrane transporter activity. The record is from RefSeq and is a predicted model, not a curated record. Gene Ontology annotation, biological process: transmembrane transport. The coding region runs from base 221 to 1720 and encodes 499 amino acids. The transcript has a single exon. NCBI's taxonomy places the organism in Eukaryota, Fungi, Ascomycota, Sordariomycetes, Hypocreales, Hypocreaceae.